GGAGAUUAUUUAGGCAAAAAAAAAACCCAAUUGUGACAAAAAAUGACUUAGGCGAUUAUUUUAACAGUGUGACACUAUGCUUAACAGCAAAACAAAAACAAAAAAACUGUUGACAUUAUUAGCUCAAAUUGCUCACAUGCUUGCUUUGUUGGCUGCAUAUGAAUGGCAAGUUGCCAGCUGUAUUAGAUUCCAAACAACUUGUUACGUUAAAAGUCUUAAUUUGAAAAUGAAGCCGGAAGAUCGUGUAUUCAGUGUUGUUAAUGCUGCCUUUACGCAGCUCCGUAACGAUGCCCACCAUCUCUGUAACGUUACCUGGAUGAGACGUUCCUGCAUCCAGCUGUUUUCUCGGGCAUCGUACCGAGGCGUGUCAAACGCGAUACAGGACAAUAAUCACCGACGGUCGGCGACAGCUCGCCUUCUCCUUAUCCGUACAGAAUUGCAAAAAAAGAUACAGGUGCCCCGCGAGACCCGGUUGCUGCCUGGCGACAAGAUAAAAAGGGGCUCUCCGCAUCUGUUGCCUGGGUGAAUUCAUUAACACUUAGCAUCCAGCUAGCUAGCCAGCCAUAUCCCAAGGUACGUAACACAACGAGAUGUUAGUUACACCGAAAAUCACGAAUGUCAUCUCUUGUUUCUUGUGAACAGCGCUCGACGCGAAUCCUCAGUACGUAUCGAUUUUGGUUACGGGGCGAUAUAUUGCGUCCGGAGAAAAAAAACGGUGUAGAAAUGGGUUUCAUGUAAGGCUAAGGAGCUAACAGGAGCUAGCAGGCUAGCUUCAUAGGAAAUACAGCUGCAAGUUAUGCGGCUGCUGUAGAGCGUAGCUUGUAGCUACACGCCCUGCUGGCUAAAAUGGAGCGUUUGUUUCCCACAAAGCCAGCUGGUGUCUCAUAUAGAUAUAUACAACGAUUGUACUGCAUUUGAUAGUCAGCUAGAAGGCCGACGCGACAAUGGAGUCUUUCCUGCAGAUAGCUCCCCAUUCCCUGGCUAUAGUUUUGUCCAGGGUCGGGACUGGGGAUGCGGUGGGGGCGGCCGGGGUGUCAGAGAGCGACGCGUUGCCGAGACACCACACCGGCUAUGAGAUUUUUGCCGAUUUCAAAGCAGAGAAUACCCAGCAACAUGUGUGGAACCAGAGGAUUACCGAGGCAGUGUCCGAGACCUUCUUCUUGGGAUGGAUAGAUGAGCAUGUGCUGCUAAUCCAGGGAAAGGAGGACCAUCUGGAGGUGCUGAGGGAGGGCUGGAUGCGGAGGUCCCUCAAUCCGCCAAGGGGAUUCACCAUCAAAUACCUGGGGGAUGUGUCACCAAUCAGUAUGUCCCCCAUCAGCCAAUCGCAGUUCAUCCCUUUGGGAGAGGUAUUGCUAUUGGCUGUCUCUGCUAUGAACUCCGCCCACAAGCCUGUCACUCAGGAGGCCCUAACUGAACACCUGCAGACAUGUUUUCCAGGUGUCCCCACACCAACGGAGGAGGUUUUGCACCACACGCUAAGCAUGCUGGUCCGUGAGCGGAAGAUCUAUCCGACACCUGAUGGAUAUUUUAUUGUGACACCUCAGACUUACUUUAUCACUCCGAGCUUAAUCCGAACCAGCUCCAAGUGGUACCACUUAGACGAGCGAUCCGCUGAACGAAACCAACAGCAGCAACAUCAGAACCAACAGCAGCAUCAACAGACGCAGUGCACCUCCCCUCUCUCUGGCACCAUCACCCCGUCAACCUCUGGAGUUGUGCGAGAUCGAAUACACCAAAAGUCAAGCCAGAACCACAGUGUGGGAGGCGUAGGAGGUGGGGAUUCUUUUUACAACAACAGUUAUCGUGGAGACGACCCCCCAAGUCACCACACCACGCUGCAGCGACGAUCUCCCAAAGACCACCGGGAGGCAUACUCGUCCCCGCACUCCCCACAAACACCUCCUCAGCAAGCAGGAGGCAACACAGAAAAGAGUCGUAGCACCCUUGGGUUCCCUUUCAAGACGGACACACUCACCAAGCACCGAGUCGGGGGAGGGGGCGGGGCAGCUGGAGAGUUAGAGAAACAAGCAGGUGGAGGAAGUGGUACGGGAAGUCGGAAAUUUGGUUUGAAGCUGUUCCGUCUGAGCUUUAAGAAGGACAAAGCCAAGCAGCUGGCCACGUUCUCCGCGCAGUUCCCCCCUGAGGAGUGGCCGCUCCGUGAUGAGGAGGUGCCCAGCCAGCUCCCUCGUCAUGUAGAGAUGGAGAUAAUCCGCAGAAUCAACCCUGACCUCACUGUGGAGAACCUUGCCCGGCACACAGCGGUCAUGAAGCGCCUGGAAGAAGAGCGUGCUCAGAGGAGCAAAGCGUCGUCAGCAAAUCAGAGUUCCAGGAGUAGGAGAAGUGGGGGUAGACACAGGAAGCAGUCUCAGCCGAAACUCAGCCGUUCACAUAGCAAGACAAGGGCAUCGCGGGGUGAUCCAAGCGACGGUUCCAACCUGGAGCUGGCCGACAGGGACUACAGAGCCUACUCAUCCUCACUGGCUCGUUCACCGAGGGAACACGCCCUGGCCAUGGAGCGGCAACGGGCCCGCCUUCACCUGGCACACAGCAACCCCAACAUCCUCGACUCCUCCCAUCUGCCUGUCACACCAGAAUGGGAUGUAUCUGGAGAGCUUGCAAAGCGGCGCACAGAAAUGCCUUUCCCCGAGCCAAGCCAUGGCCCAUCAGCCCACCACUCCAAAGUCCACCGCUCACACUCCCACACCCAGGAGAGGAAGUCCAGGAACGAACGCAGCGAUAAGGCCAAGGAACGAUCCAGAUCCAUGGACAAUUCUAAAGGACCCCUUGGAGCUGGGUUGAUUGGGCCGCCUGAUUAUUAUGACGACAGGAGCCGUUACUAUACUGACGAUGGCACCCUCCGAGCCAAUCAGAGCUCUUCUCACUACUCUCGUGCCACCCCUCCUUCUGCUAAACUGCCUGUGGAUUCUCUUGGGUUGGAUGGUGGCAGAAGUUUAGAGAAGAGUAAGAGCAGGGACAGCCUGCCGGCAUAUUCACCCAAACCACUGCCCACCACAGUCCCUCCUGAUGAUUACUUCCACCAAUGUGCAGGUUCCCUUGAGGCUGCUGUCACUGCAGCAAACCCACUGGGGACUCUAGGUAAAAGUAGCCAUGAUGGAUUAAAACUAGGCAGCGUUGACAGGCAAACAGAUAGACAGACACCUCAUGUUCUAGAGAACAAGGAGGACAUGUCAAAGGUGGGACCUAAGGGUGGCAGCCUGCCUCCAAUACCCCUCUCUAUUCCUGACCCUGCUCUGCCUAAUGGACGACCUCCCCACAGUGCCUCCUCUGGCCAGGAGAAACGUAAGGAGAUCUUUAGUAAAGACACACUCUUCAAACCUCCUCCUAGCCUCCCUUUGCCUGGCUACAGCUCCCUAAGAAAACCCCCAGCCCUCGCCUCCUCUACUCUGUCCUUGUCAUGCGAUGCACUUGAUUCCCAGGAGGCCUUUGAUGCUCCCAAACCUCUGGUGGCCACACCGUCUGCUCCCCCACAGGGAAUUGAUGCCAAUACCAGUGCUGCAGAGGCCUCCUUUGACUACUACAAUGUCUCAGACGACGAUGAGCUCGAGGAGGGGGGGACUAAAAGUCGAGGAGAGAAUGAAAAGGCUGGAGGAGGUGUUGUUGGGAUGGGAGGAGGUGGAGCAGGGACCAUGCAGUGGCUGUUGGAGAGAGAGAAGGAGAGGGAUCUACAGAGGAGGUUUGAAAGAACCCUCACUUUCCCUGGUGCUAAAGAGAACCUUCCAGAACCCAGUCAGAACCAGCAGUCAGCCCACUCUGCUAGACUUGACAGUAUGGACUCCAGUUCCAUCACUGUUGACAGUGGAUUCAACUCGCCCCGAACACGGGAGAGCCUAGCAUCUAACACCUCUUCCAUUGUGGAGAGUAACCGUCGACAGAACCUGGCGCUGAGCCCUGGCCAUCUCGGCAUCACUACUGGCACUGGUCCCCCCUUCUCCUUCCGUGCCAUCCCAGAACCUGCCGGAACCCAAUCGGAGAAACUUCAGAAGCCAAGCGCUUGCCUUGCCUCAAUCACCAGCGUCUAGGGGCAGAACUAAGAGCUGGGUGGAGCACUGACAGCCAAUCCAGAGGGGUCAGAAAAUAAGAUUCCCAACCCUAAGGACUGUUACAUCUUAAGACUGGCUGAAUCAGUGGAGCUGCCACAUGCCCACUGUGGAACUAUAGUUAUUAACAGACGCAAAUUCAGUUGGACAGAUACAGAGGAAUCUAGACCACAAGGAUACUACUCUCUCUCUCUCUGU
Molecule: messenger RNA, 4256 nt
Organism: Centropristis striata (black sea bass)
Lineage: Eukaryota; Metazoa; Chordata; Actinopteri; Perciformes; Serranidae
Product: storkhead-box protein 2-like
Exons: 4
Coding region: 945-4040 (1031 amino acids)
Biological process (GO): positive regulation of transcription by RNA polymerase II
Cellular component (GO): cytoplasm; nucleus
Molecular function (GO): RNA polymerase II transcription regulatory region sequence-specific DNA binding; DNA-binding transcription activator activity, RNA polymerase II-specific
Source: RefSeq, a predicted model, not a curated record